AUGGCUCUACAGCCUUUUACGAACGAGCAGCUGAAUUACUUUAAAUUUGCCUCAAUUGUACUGAAUGAGUUCGCCAUUGCUUUGCGUCAGACGUUCAAAUCCAUGUGGGACAACAGAUUUGGACAUCGUCCCGGGUAUCAACUGUGGGAUAACUCCACGAUAGUAAGAAGUUUGUUUCUCACUGAAGAAGGUGGAAAAAGCAAAGUUCCUACACACAUCUCCUAUGAAGAAUGGGAUUGUACCGCCCUGUUCCAGGCCACCAUCUAUGCAAGGUCCUUCGCCACGCCAGAUAGCAAAGGUCAUUACAAGACACUUGGUGAACUGUACGUAAAACACCAUAAAGUACCUCGUGGAAAGUUCCAUCCAUCUGUUUUGAGUGCAAGUGGAAAUAAAGCCGAAACCUUCGCUCUCGCGAUUGAUCAGCUUCGACUUUUACGAAACUCGCUUUGUCACUCAGACAGGUCAGAGAUUGAUAAACCAACCUUUGACCAAUUUGUGCAGCUCGCUAAAGAAGCAUUCAAAGCUCUUGGUAUCAUGACAGAUCCCGUUGAUGCCAUCGGUGGAUUGACAGAGUCUGACUUUCCCACCAAAGAAGUUCGCAAAUUGGAGGAAAGUCUUCGACAGGAGACCAGAUCAUACAUCGAGUGUCUCGAGGAAGUAAGAUCAGGUGUCGAGUGUUUCGAAGAAGUGAGAUCAGGUGUCGACAAAUUAAUAGCACAGGGGAAUGCUAUGAUAAAAGUUGAAGACCUCGUUUUGCUGGAGAGAAAAAUAGAUGAUUUGAAACUUAAGAUGGAUCAAGAUCAAACAGGUAUAAUCUGAUUGUAAACUUUACAGGAUUUUUAGAUUGAUAACAAUUCUAGGAUGCAAUGUGGCAGAGUCUUAUAAGCACUACUUUGGCACGGAGGACCAAGAGACAACAGCGUUAUUAUUCUGCAGCUGUACUUUAGUAUGAAUAGGUCAACGGGGCAACUUCCAGCUUUGAACAUGUCUUAAAAAUCCUUUCUUCUUCCCUAACAUGACUCUCUUCUAUAAUCGAACCUCGAACAAUCUGUUUUCUUUUAUGUCAAAACAAUUUUUUCAUGAAGUAAACUGCACCCGCGAUAUUUACCAACAUCGUGACUUUUGUAGGAUGUUCCUAAGAUCACAACUUCACGGAAAAAACAAGAAGCCCAUGACUAGAGCUGUAUCCAUAAUACUAGAUUUUUAAUAUUACUGUAAAAUUAACCCUUUUUUGUAAUCGUUAUUUUUCAUUUGCUCUUCAAACUACCGACAUUUAGCUCUUUCAUGAUUGCAUCAAUUUGUUCCUUUUAAGAUUCAAAGCCAUUCCUUCCACCAUCAAAUCUUCCUUCAAGGGUUCCACACUUCACGGGCCGUCAGAGAGAAUGUGAAGACAUCAGCCGUCACUUAACUUCCAAAAGUUCCCGGAUCGUGUCCAUAUGGGGCUCGCCUGGUUUUGGUAAGACGUCUGUGGCAACUGAAGUCGGAUAUCAACUCCAAACUGGUGGACUUCCCGUAUACUUCUUCUCCAUGCGAGGGCUUCUUUCAAAAGCCGAUCUGACUACGCAGCUUCUGAGCUUCUUUAAAAGACACUACACAAAAGAUCAAAUGCCUCAUGGGAUGUCCAUAGAAGACGAACUUGCCCUCUUUCUAAGCGACAUUUCAGGUGAAUUUGUGAUGAUUCUUGACAAUGCCGAUGAAUUACUCGAAAGUGGAGCACCGAAUGUGAAGGAGGAUUUCAUAAACCUUCUGGUAGUCAUUCUUUGUCAAUUCAAAAACUUAACAUUUCUUCUUACCACGAGGCAAUCUCUUGAAUUUAUGAAUGUACAUUUUAAAGGCCAUCAAGCAGUAAGAAUAGGGCCAUUACACGAGUCCUUCUCUCAAACGUUAGUCGGCGGACUACUUCCAAAAGCGACCGCGUCUGACUGCUCGAAUAUUGCAAAAAUAUGCGGGUUCGUACCUUUGGCCAUGAAACUGUUAUGUUCCUCUAUUGCUGAAGAUAAUAUUCAGCCGACUCAAUUUUUGGUUAGCUUCAAGGAAUCUAUAGAAGAUAACCUUUUGGAGCUGUUGGACAAUCCAGAUUAUCCAAGCAAUCUGCGAUUGAAGCUCCUAUUUGAAUCCUCUUUUCAGAGACUCGCUAUAUCAGAGAAAGAAGCGCUGGUAUCACUCAGUGUUCUUUCUGGAGAUUUUAACCACUCGGUUGCUACAGCUGUCAUGGGUGUUAAACCAACUCUGGAGGCCAGAAAAAUCUUGCAUAGGCUUCGGAGAAAAUCCUUCCUCGACUCUAGCUUAAAAUCUGAGUCAUUUUCGAUGCAUAAGUUGAUUCUGUCGUUUGUAAGGGAAAGAGGUCAAGAUGAAAUGAAAGAGGCCAUGCUGAACUCCAAAGCACGUUUGUCUGCAUUUUACGUCUCUCUUUUCGAGCAGCUAAAUCAACAGUUUUUGACAGGACAAUCCAUGCAAGCAUUUAUUGAUUUCUAUGAAGAGAAGCAGAAUAUUGUUCAAAGUCUUAUGGAGAGCUGUUCCGAUCCUAAGACAUGUGACGUUGCAUUUGGUGUCCUGACAAAAGCAGAAAUCUUUCUAGACUCCCUUUUCUGGUGCGAGGGGAAAAUCAUCGACAAAAUUUACGAUCACGCAACCAAAGAAGCUCAGAAGUUUAAAAAGGGAGCGUUCUACAGUCAGUUGCUGGUGUCCUUAGCAUUCACCGAAGUGACUUGGGGGAUAGAUGGAAGAUCGAUGACGCUGCUCUCUAAAGCCGAAGGCCCUUCUUUGUCGGUAGAUGAUAAAAUAAAAAUCCUGUGUUAUGGAGGCAUCUGUCAACUGGUUUCAGGCAAAGUAGACGACGGAGCUCAGAAGUUGCAAGAAGCUCUUUGCUUGAUGAGUGAAAGCCCGGAACAACGAAUUCUCAGCGUAACUGCACUGCAAAUUCUUGUUACUUACUUUCUUUUCAAUAAAAAGAAAGCAACUUCACUGGAGUUUUACACCAAAGCUUUACAUGAAUGCAGAGCAUUAGGAGACACAAGUCUUCUUGUUAUUCCUCCGGUGAAUAACAAAGAUUUGACAAUGAUCGAAGCAGAUAUGCCGGAACCAGAUGUUAUAAGCACUCAACCACUUAGAUUAGAAACUAUCUGUGUUGUUAGCAAAGCAACAGAAUUGUUCUCAGAUUACGAAACAAAGCAAGCAAUAAGCAAAUCUGUGCUAAGGAUGUCGAAUCAAACAAAAACACAGAUCAUCCCACAUUCCAUUGGUUCAUGGACCUUCCAGCGCAACAUCAAUUGGACACUUAAAAAUGUACUGAAUAAUCCCGAGGAGGCAUCAAAGUUGUGCGACACACGGAUCAGUUAUCAUAAAAAGACCUUAAAACAAGGUGGAAAAGUUAACGCAGGAGAUAAAGUUAGACCCAACAAAAAUCUUGAUUUAAAUUUGCAUCAAGAAGAAUUAUAUAAAAGCUUUCUGGACCAAGGCAAAACUCUUCGUCAGAUGAAAAACUAUCCUAAAGCCAUUCAGUUCUUUGAAUAUGCCCUAAACAUCGCAAGAGGACUAUUCGGGGAGGAACACCAAGACACAGCCGAAAGUUACUUUUCUAUCGGAGUAACACAACAUGCUUUAGGAAAUUUCUCGUCAGCACUUCAGUCCCAUCAGCGUGCUCUUGACAUAGGAGUUAAGCUCUUCGGGGAAGAACACCCAGACAUAGCCGAAAGUUACUUUUGUCUCGGAGUAACACAACAUGCUUUGGGCAGUUUCUCGUCAGCACUUCAGUCCAAACACCGUGCUCUUAACAUAAAAGUUAAACUCUUCGGGGAAGAACACCGACACACAGCCGAAAGUUACUUUUCUAUCCGAGUAACACAACAUGCUUUAGGAAAUUUCUCGUCAGCACUUCAGUCCCAUCAGCGUGCUCUUGACAUAAGAGUUAAACUCCUCGGCGAAGAACACCCAGACGCAGCCGAAAGUUACUUUUCUAUCGGAGUAACACAACAUGCUUUAGGAAAUUUCUCGUCAGCACUUCAGUCCCAUCAACGUGCUCUUGACAUAAGAGCUAAACUCUUCGGCGAAGAACACCCAGACACCGCCAAAAGUUACUUUUCUAUCGGAGUAACACAACAUGGUAUACGAAAUUUCUCGUCAGCACUUCAGUCCCAUCAGCAUGCUCUUGACAUAAGAAUUAAAUUCUUUGGGGAAGAACACCGACACACAGCCGAAAGUUACUUUUCUAUCGGAGUAACACAACAUGCUUUAGGAAAUUUCUCGUCAGCACUUCAGUCCCAUCAGCGUGCUCUUGACAUAACAGUUAAACUCUUCGGGGAAGAACACCGAGACACAGCCAAAAGUAACUUUUCUAUCGGAGUAACACAACAUGCUUUAGGAAAUUUCUCGUCAGCACUUCAGUCCCAUCAGCGUGCUCUUGACAUAAGAGUUAAACUCUUCGGCGAAGAACACCCAGACACCGCCAAAAGUUACUUUUCUAUCGGAGUAACACAACAUGGUUUACGAAAUUUCUCGUCAGCACUUCAGUCCAGUCAGCAUGCUCUUGACAUAAGAGUUAAACUCUUCGGGGAAGAACACCGAGACACAGCCGAAAGUUACUUUUCUAUCGGAGUAACACAACAUGCUUUAGGAUAUUUCUCGUCAGCACUUCAGUCCCACCAGCGUGCUCUUGACAUAAGAGUUAAACUCUUCGGCGAAGAACACCCAGACACAGCCAAAAGUUACUUUUCUAUCGGAGUAACACAACAUGCUUUCGGCAAUUUCUCCUCAGCACUUCAGUCCUGUCAGCGAGCUCUUGACAUAAGAGUUAAACUCUUCGGCGAAGAACACCCAGACACAGCCGAAAGUUACUUUUCUAUCGGAGGAACACAUCAUGCUUUAAGCAAUUUCUCGUCAGCACUUCAGUCCUGUCAGCUAGCUCUUGACAUAAGAGUUAAACUCUUCGGCGAAGAACACCCAGACACAGCCAAAAGUUACUUUUCUAUCGGAGUAACACAACAUGCUUUCGGCAAUUUCUUGUCAUCACUUCAGUCAAAACAGCGUGCUCUUGACAUAAGAGUUAAACUCUUCGGGGAAGAACACCGAGACACAGCCGAAAGUUACUUCUCUCUCGGAGUAACUCAACAUGCUUUAGGAAAUUUCUCGUCAGCACUUCAGUCCCAUCAGCGUGCUCUUGACAUAAGACUUAAACUCUUCGGCGAAGAACACCCAGACACAGCCAAAAGUUACUUUUCUAUCGGAGUAACACAACAUGCGUUUGGCAAUUUCUCGUCAGCACUUCAGUCCAAACAGCUUGCUCUUGACAUAAGAGUUAAACUCUUCGGGGAAGAACACCAAGACACAGCCGAAAGUUACUUUUCUAUCGGAGUAGCACAACAUGCUUUAGGAAAUUUUUCGUCAGCACUACAGUCCCAUCAGCGUGCUCUUCACAUAACAGUUAAACUCUUCGGAGAAGAACGCCGAGACACAGCCGAAAGUUACUUUUUUAUCGGAGUAACACAACAUGCUUUAGGAAAUUUCUCGUCAGCACUUCAGUCUCAUCAGCGUGCUCUUGACAUAAGAGUUAAACUCUUCGGCGAAGAACACCCAGACACAGCCGAAAGUUACUUUUCUAUCGGAGUAACACAACAUGCUUUAGGAAAUUUCCCGUCAGCACUUCAGUCCCAUCAGUGUGCUCUUGACAUAAGAGCUAAAGUCUUCGGCGAAGAACACCCAGACGCAGCCGAAAGUUACUUUUCUGUUGGAGUAACACAACAUGCUUUAGGAAUUUUGUCGUCCGCACUUCAGUCCCAUCAGCGUGCUCUUGACAUAAGAGUUAAACUCUUCGGGGAAGAACACCCAGACACAGCCGAAAUUUACUUUUCUAUUGGAGUAACACAACAUGCAUUAGGAAAUUUCUCGUCAGCACUUCAGUCCCAUCAGCGUGCUCUUGACAUAACAGUUAAACUCUUUGGAGAAGAACGCCGAGACACAGCCGAAAGUUACUUUUCUAUCGGAGUAACACAACAUGCUUUAGGAAAUUUCUCGUCAGCACUUCAGUCCCAUCAGCGUGCUCUUGACAUAAGAGUUAAACUCUUCGGCGAAGAACACCCAGACACAGCCGAAAGUUACUUUUCUAUCGGAGUAACACAACAUGCUUUAGGAAAUGUCUCUUCAGCACUUCAUUCCUGUCAGCGAGCUCUUGACAUAAGAGUUAAACUCUUCGGCGAAGAACACCCAGACACAGCCGAAAGUUACUUUUCUAUCGGAAGAACACAACAUGCUUUAGGCAAUUUCUCCUCAGCACUUCAGUCCUGUCAGCUAGCUCUUGAGAUAAGAGUUAAACUCUUCGGCGAGGAACACCCAGACACAGCCAAAAGUCACUUUUCUAUCGGAGUAACGCAACAUGCUUUCGGCAAUUUCUCGUCAGCACUUCAGUCCAAACAGCGUGCUCUUGACAUAAGAGUUAAACUCUUCGGGGAAGAACACCGAGACACAGCCAAAAGUUACUUUUCUAUCGGAGUAACACAACAUGCUUUAGGAAAUUUCUCGUCAGCACUUCAGUCCCAUCAGCGUGCUCUUGACAUAGGAGUUAAACUCUUCGGCGAAGAACACCCAGACACAGCCAAAAGUUACUUUUCUCUCGGAGAAACACAACAUGCGUUCGGCAAUUUCUCGUCAGCACUUCAGUCCAAACAGCGUGCUCUUGACAUAAGAGUUAAACUCUUCGGGGAAGAACACCGAGACACAGGCGAAAGUUACUUUUCUAUCGGAGUAACACAACACGCUUUAGGAAAUUUCUCGUCAGCACGUCAGUCCCAUCAGCGUGCUCUUGACGUAAGACUUAAACUCUUCGGCGAAGAACACCCAGACACAGCCGAAAGUUACUUUUCUAUCGGAGUAACACAACAUGCUUUAGGAAAUUUCUCGUCAGCACUUCAGUCCCAUCAGCGUGCUCUUGACAUAAGAGUUAAACUCUUCGGUGAAGAACACCCAGACACCGCCGAAAGUUACUUUUCUAUCGGAGUAACACAACAUGCUUUCGGAAAUUUCUCGUCAGCACUUUAGUCCAGACAGCAUGCUCUUGAUAUAAGAGUUAACCUCUUCGGGGAAGAACACCCAGACACAGCCGAAAGCUACUUUUGUCUCGGAGUAACACAACAUACUUUAGGCAAUUUCUCGUCGGCACUUCAGUCCCAUCGGCGUGCUCUUGACAUAAGAGUUAAACUCUUCAGCGAAGAAAACCCAGACACAGCCAAAAGUUACUCUUCUCUCGGAGUAACACAACAUGCUUUAGGAAAUUUUUCGUCAGCACUAAAGUCCCAUCAGCGUGCUCUUGACAUAAGAGUUAAACUCUUUGGGGAAGAACACCAAGACACAGCCGAAAGUUACUUUUAUCUCGGAGUAAAACAAGAUGCUUUAAGCAAUUUCUCGUAAGCACUUCAUUCCAAACAGCGUGCUCUUAACAUAAGAGUUAAACUCUUAGGCGAAGAACACCCAGACACAGCUAAAAGUUACUUUUCUAUCGGAGUAACAUAACAUGCUUUAGGAAAUUUCUAGUCAGCACUUCAGUCCCAUCAGUGUGCUCUUGACAUAAGAGUUAAACUCUUCAGAGAAGAACACCGAGACACAGCCGAAAGUUACUUUUGUAUCGGAGUAUAACAAGAUUCUUUAGGAAAUUUCUCGUCAGCACUUCAGUACGAACAGCGUGCUCUUGACAUAAGAGUUAAACUCCUCGGCGAAGAACACCCAGACGCAGGCGAAAGUUACUUUUCUAUCGGAGUAACACAACAUACUUUAGGAAAUUUCUCGUCAGCACAUCAGUCCCAUCAGUGUGCUCUUGACAUAAGAGUUAAACUCUUCCAAGAAGAACACCCAGACUCAGCCAAAAGCUACUUUUCUAUCGGAGUAAGACAACAUGCUUUAGGAAAUUUCUCGUCAGCACUUCAGUCCAAACAGCGUGCUCUUGACAUAAGAGUUAAACUCCUCGGCGAAGAACUCCCAGACGCAGCCGAAAGGUACUUUUCUAUCGGAGAAACACAACAUGCUUUAGGAAAUUUCUCGUCAGCACUUCAGUCCCAUCAGCGUGCUCUUGACAUAGGAGUUAAACUCUUCGGCGAAGAACACCCAGACACAGCCAAAUGUUACUUUUCUAUCGGAGUAACACAACAUGCUUUAGAAAAUUUCUCGUCAGCACUUCACUCCCAUAAGCUUGCUCUUGACAUAAGAGUUAAACUCUUCAGGGAAGAACACCAAAACACAGCCGAAAGUUACUUUUAUCUCGGAGUAAAACAAGAUGCUUUAAGCAAUUUCUCGUAA
Molecule: messenger RNA, 8280 nt
Organism: Pocillopora meandrina
Lineage: Eukaryota; Metazoa; Cnidaria; Anthozoa; Scleractinia; Pocilloporidae
Source: the annotation of a GenBank genome assembly